Molecule: messenger RNA, 859 nt
Organism: Chanos chanos (milkfish)
Lineage: Eukaryota; Metazoa; Chordata; Actinopteri; Gonorynchiformes; Chanidae
Gene: chmp2a
Product: charged multivesicular body protein 2A
Exons: 6
Coding region: 87-749 (220 amino acids)
Biological process (GO): vacuolar transport
Source: RefSeq, a predicted model, not a curated record
GGGUAAGGAAAACAAACGGGCUAAGAGUAACCAUCUAUUGUGAGGAGAAGAAAAUCUAAGAAGGACAGAAAACUUCUUCUCUCAAGAUGGAGUUUCUGUUUGGGAAGAGGAAGACCCCGGAGGAGAUGCUAAGACAGAACCAGAGGGCAUUAAAUCGGGCUAUGCGAGAUUUAGACAGAGAGCGACAGAAACUGGAGCAACAGGAGAAGAAAAUUAUCGCUGACAUAAAAAAGAUGGCCAAACAAGGACAGAUGGAUGCUGUUAAGAUCAUGGCCAAAGACUUGGUUCGCACAAGGCGUUAUGUUAAGAAAUUCAUCAUGAUGAGAGCCAAUAUCCAAGCCGUCAGUCUAAAAAUCCAAACACUCAAAUCAAACAACAGCAUGGCACAGGCCAUGAAAGGAGUUACCAAAGCCAUGGCCACCAUGAACAGACAGUUGAAGUUGCCUCAGAUUCAGAAGAUUAUGAUGGAGUUCGAACGUCAGAGUGAAAUCAUGGACAUGAAGGAAGAGAUGAUGAACGAUGCAAUCGAUGAUGCCAUGGGUGAUGAAGAUGAUGAGGAGGAGAGUGAUGCUGUGGUCUCCCAAGUGCUCGAUGAGCUGGGCCUUACUCUCUCAGACGAACUUUCAACCUUGCCGGCUCCUGGAGGAAGUCUCUCAGUGGCUGGAGGAAAGAAGGCAGAGCCGCAGGCUGCUCUAGCAGAUGCAGAUGCUGACCUAGAGGAAAGACUCAAUAACUUGAGGAGAGACUGAGAAAUAAAAGAUGCACUUUUGGUGAAGGCUUUAAAUACGUAUACAAAUGUGUAACGUUUUGACUUUCUGAACUGAAACAUAGACGACAAGAGUUUCGGGAAAACAAAAAA